AUGGGUCUGGCAUACAACAUCUAUCUCACUUCAAACAAAAUCUUCGGGUGUAAGCAAUGCAAAACUCAUCUCGCUGACUACGACGAUAUCAUAAGCCGGAAUUUCCGCGGCCAGCAUGGCAAAGCAUACCUCUUCGGCAAUGUCGUCAACAUCACCUCGUCUGAAGCGGUGGAGCGUAGCAUGACCACCGGAAGGCAUAUCGUCCGUGAUAUUCACUGCAGGCAGUGCAAGGAGACGGUGGGCUGGAAGUAUGACAAAGCAUACGAGGCCAGUGCCUUGAUGCGUGCCGGGGUGUCCAUCUUCUUUCCAGGGAUAUUGAUGACGUAG
This is a messenger RNA of Aspergillus tubingensis, 327 nucleotides long. Its product is annotated as putative Yippee zinc-binding protein Moh1. NCBI's taxonomy places the organism in Eukaryota, Fungi, Ascomycota, Eurotiomycetes, Eurotiales, Aspergillaceae. The coding region runs from base 1 to 327 and encodes 108 amino acids. The record is from RefSeq and is a predicted model, not a curated record. Gene Ontology annotation, cellular component: ubiquitin ligase complex. The transcript has 3 exons.